CUCCCACUGUCCGGCCGUGCUUCCACGGAGGAAGGCUUGCUUGCAGGAAGGGGGUCCUCACCUCGAGCCGCACCCAGAGACCAUCCAUCCCACCUCUGCUUUACAGACAGAGGACUCCGGCUGAGCCCACCCGAAGCUGCACCCUGAUGCCCACCUGGCCAGAGCAGGGCCUGGCCGCCUUCCUUGCCAACCUCCUGCUGCCCGCGGUCUGUCUGUACUCGGCCAUUCGGACCUUCCAGAUCAACCGGGGAGCUGCCGCCGGGUUUUUCCUCCAGGCCCUCGGGCCCCUCCUGGAAACCCUCCCCUGGCAAGGGGCCCGGCCCCCAGACCACAGCUGGCCCUGCACGGUGGUGGGGCUGCCGCUGCUGGCCUUUGGCUUCCACUGGCUGAAUGGGGACUGCUUCACGGCCAACGUCCUCCUGGGAGGCGCCCUGAUGCUGGCUGGCGGCUGGGGCUACUUCACCGAAGACGGCAAGGCCGUGGUGGUCCAUUCGGUCAUCUCUGUGGUCACCAUCACCAUCUUCAUCGUCUCCGUCUUCACCGGAAGCACCGACGGGGUGGUGGGCAGCCUCCUGCUGGCGGCGGCCAGCCUGCUGCCGGGAAGUGGGCUGUGGCCCCUGCUGGCCCCGAAGGAGACCGAUGCCUUCCUCCGCGGUCUCACGGCAGCCGCCAACCUGGCCCUGUGCCGGGCUCUCCAACUGCAGUAUCUGGAACUGGGCAACAGCUAUAGGGAGUGGCUGCCUAUAGUAGCUUCUUGAUGGGGGGAAGCCUGGGUCCUGGGGGGUGGGCACCAAUCUAAGCGGCCCCAAGAGUCCAGUUGGAUCAAUAGGAAGUGCAGGGCAGAACUCCAAAGGCUCUAGUGCCCAUUUCCAGAAUUGCAAGGGAUUAACAGAUCAACAGAGUUGGAAGGGACCUUGGAGGUCAUCUAGUCCAACCCCCUGCUCUGGCAAAAAAACCCUAUAUACCAUUUCUGACAGAUGGCAGUCCAGAUUCUUCUUGA
Messenger RNA from Pseudonaja textilis, 1000 nucleotides. It is a transcript of the gene TMEM276, whose product is annotated as transmembrane protein 276. The record is from RefSeq and is a predicted model, not a curated record. Lineage: Eukaryota; Metazoa; Chordata; Lepidosauria; Squamata; Elapidae.